Messenger RNA from Aspergillus alliaceus, 1844 nucleotides. Its product is annotated as NEDD8-activating enzyme E1 regulatory subunit. Gene Ontology annotation, molecular function: NEDD8 activating enzyme activity. Gene Ontology annotation, cellular component: cytoplasm. The transcript is spliced from 2 exons. NCBI's taxonomy places the organism in Eukaryota, Fungi, Ascomycota, Eurotiomycetes, Eurotiales, Aspergillaceae. Gene Ontology annotation, biological process: protein neddylation. The record is from RefSeq and is a predicted model, not a curated record. Bases 126 to 1802 code for a protein of 558 amino acids.
UUAAAUGCUAGAUAUCCUGCUACCUGUCCGGAACAGGUUCUGAAUCCUAGUCAUAUUAGUGAUUUGAUUUUCUCCCUCUGCCACCUCCGUUUACUCCUUAUCACUCUACCACUCCCCCGCCCCUCAUGACUGAUGCUUUCCCUAAAGCCCUGGCUGGGCCCUCUUCCAAAGAAAGAAAAUAUGAUCGUCAACUACGGCUAUGGGCUGCAAGCGGACAGAAAGCUCUAGAGGAGUCUCGUGUUCUCUUAGUUAACUCUGAUGGUCCAUGGAGCAAGCAGAGUACUGGCGUAUCAGGCGUAGUGGGAGUUGAGACGCUGAAGAACCUGGUCUUGCCUGGAAUUGGAGGGUUUACAAUCGUGGACCCUGCUACUGUCACUGAGGCAGACCUCGGAGUCAAUUUUUUCCUUGAAGAAGAGAGCCUAGGGAAGUCCAGGGCCUCGGAGACCUGUCGGUUGCUGAAGGAGCUGAACCCAGACGUAGAAGGGAACUUCCAAUCGAAGCCGAUCAUACAGCUUCUGGAAGAGGAUCCCGAUUUCCUCGCACAGCAUAGGCUGGUGUUAGUAUCUGGUCCUAUGAAGCGAUCCUCCUUGGAUGCUCUUGGCAAGGCCGCUAGAGAGCUGGAUAUCGCAGUGCUAUAUACACGCUCUGUUGGAUUCUACUCGACUUUCUCUCUUCAACUACCGGCUUUGUUUCCCAUAGUAGAGACUCAUCCAGAUCCGGAGACAACUCAAGAUCUCCGCCUCCUCAAUCCCUGGCCAGAGCUGGCAGAAUCGACUUCUCGAAUUGAUAACUUAGAGGGUUUGGAUGACCACCAACACGGUCAUGUCCCAUACCUAUUAUUACUUCUUCACUACCUCGAGAAAUGGAAGGAAACACACAAUGGCAAUGUUCCAACCAAUUACAAGGAGAAGUCUGAAUUUAGGGAGAUGGUGCGCUCGGGCGCAAGGACGAGUAACGCUGAAGGCAGCGAAGAGAACUAUGAUGAAGCUGUUGCGGCAGUAUUGAAGUCAUUGAACCCCUUUAGCUUACGCAGCUCAACCCGUGAGAUCUUCGAGAUGGAAGAAUGCAAAAACCCCCGGCCGGAUUCGGCUGAUUUCUGGAUUAUCGCAUCUGCGGUCCGUGAAUUUUUCCACCAGCACAAUGUGCUGCCUCUCCCGGGCUCACUGCCCGAUAUGAAAGCCCAGUCGGCAGACUACGUUUCUCUACAGAACAUCUACAAAACGAAGGCGAGGAAAGACGUCGAGGAGGUUACAAAUAUAGUUAGAAAAAUCGAGUCCCAACUAGAGUCUCGGCCCGGUGAAAUUCUGGAGAAGGAUAUAGAGGUUUUUUGCAAGAACGCUGCUCACAUCAAGGUUAUUCAUGGCCGCAGCAUCCCCAAAAUUGAUGGGGAAGCAGAGGCUCUUAGGGCUAUCCGAAACAGUAUAAGCACCCCUGAGUCUCUCAUUCCUAUCUUCGUUGCUUUCCAAGUCCUGGAUAAUAUCGUCACCGACAUCCAAGAAGGAAAGCUCCCCGGCGAAUCAAUUGACGACGAAGUGGCGUGGAAUGCGCAGUCUAAACGUGUCCUCUCUGCCCUGAUACACGACAAUCAAUUUCAAAUUGAUGAAGAUGCACAAGAGCGCAUUGUGGAAGCUACCCAAGAGCUGCGCCGGACAGAAGGCGGCGAGCUGCAUAAUAUCUCCUCAUUGACCGGCGGCCUAGUCGCUCAGGAGGCGCUCAAGGUUAUCACAAGGCAGUAUGUGCCAUUGGACAACACGUGUAUCUUUGACGGAGUCCGAAGCCGGACCGAGAUGUAUAAGUUGUAGUAGAGUUGUGCAUUUAAUUGAGACGGCAAUGGCAGACUUAGU